CAUUAUUCGAACAAGUCCGAUUGAAAUAAAUCACUUGUACUAAAACAACUGAUGCAAUAUUCGUUAUUGUUUCUAACAUAGCAUAACUUUAAUAUAAAUUAACCAACCAUACAAUUUUAGAGUGUCAAAAAUCGUUAUAUCAUGCUGCGAACUCUUGACUGUGAAAUGAGAAACAAUGUCAAAUUAUCAGUGUUCACAGUGUAUGGCAAUAGCCAAGUCUCCAGAUUUUAAUAGUUUAGAAGCGAUAAUUUCCUUUCAAGUUGUUUUCUUCUUCACAUUCGUUUUCCAUCAAGCUCUACUGAAUUCGUCGGGCACUUCAGCGACGUACAUUGAGAAAUUUUUUCUCCCCAACGUUUAGUGAGAAAAGGAACGAGCUGAAUCGAAGGUUAGCACUACGUAAUUUGAAUGAAUAUAUCAAACGAGUUCCAUCGUCUUAACAUCGACAGUCGACAGUAACAAAGGCUCGAAAGGAGACUAAUACAGCUGUGCUAUCGGUCGAGAUAUUGGCUCAUUAAAAAGUGCCCUUUGUCGAGUGUCAGCUAGAAAUUCAUUCGUCGCAUGCACGUCACAGAAAUUUUUGGUACGGCCUUCACCUCAGAAAGAGAUCCAACAUAUAGUAGCCACUAAGCUACACUAUUUGUUAUUUAAAAGAGAUUGUAUGAUCGUUUUCAUGCCAUUUUUAUCUUCGCCUUGCUCUUCCUGAACUUUCUACCUCCAUAUCACUUCCAUGAUAUUUGGCAAUUUGUCACCGUCCCAGACUGCCUCCUCGUUCGAAAUCUCUGUGAGAGUCUGGUGAGAAGAUCACGAUGGAGUCUCUUCGUCCAAAUCGGCAACUAUUGAAUCCAAAAUUUGAAGGUUAUAAACUAGCUUUGGACCCCCUGACACUGUCGUCCACUAGAUUACUUUCUUCAGUGAAUAAUGUACCGCUCAGAGAGGAGUCGUUUUCCCUUCAACACAUUCGAGCCUUUGGAAAUCAUAACCAUCUGGUGAUUGACUCUUGGACUGAUGGCGGGAAAACUGAAGUUGUUUAUUUCGUUAAUGAAAACUACGAAGUUGAAAGGGCAGUUGUCAAAGACACAGAUGUUUCAUCCAUUGAUACAGUAUUCAAAACACCGGCAGUAGAAAAAACUGAAGAAAGCUUGAACUCAACACUGUUUCUUCCUUCACAAUCUCUGGCUUGUUUGUGUGAUGGAAGUGGGAAACUCUACUUGCUGCAAACAGGUGACAGAAUAAGAGAUUGUUCUCAGAAUACAAGUUGGAAGGUAGGCUCAGUUUACCAGUUUGACCAGCCAUCUUUGAUCCUUCAUGCUGUUCAAAGCCCAGAAACUGGAUGUGUCAGUUGCUUGUUAUUGAGUAUCACGGAAAAUGAUGCUUCUACGUCAGUGAAAGAUGCUCACAAUGUUCAUUUGGAGUUGAUCACCUUUUCACAAGUGAAUUGCUCAGCCACAGGUUCCAUAAGUUACAGUUGCGAGAUGCUGCAACAGUUCAGAGGUCACAGUGCACCAGUGUAUGCUGGCAUUGAGUGUGGUGGUACAGCUAUUUUGGUGGCAAGUGAAAGACCAUUUUCUCUGGUGAAAGGUGACAGUGAGGAAAAGCCAUCAGGGUCAUUUCAUUCUGCAGAUGAUGUUAUGGCUGAGGUAAAGUCCCACAGUUCUUCAGUAAAAGUAUACAAAUGGUCACAGGAUAGUGAAGACGUCACUGUAAAAUUUGUUCUACCAGAUGGCACCAAGAAAGAUGAUAUAGCUUGUAAUGUAACAGCAGAUUCUGUGGACCUUCAAAUUGGGAAAGAGAUUUUGUUGAGUGGUCCUCUUUAUGCAAAAGUAAAUUCAGAGGAAAGCACAUGGACAGUCGAGGAAAAUAGGUGGAAAAGUCACGGGCAACUAAGAUGUCAUUUAGUAAUGACGAAUUUGAAGAAUGUGAUGCUUUCCCAGAGGAUAUUGAAUAUAUUUUUCGGUUGGAUGUUAAAACUGGAGAAUUAACACACAAGGUUUGUUUAGCAAGUCAUCAGUGGAUCUUCAAUGCAUCACUUGAUAAGAGUCUUCCUCCUGCCUUCUGCAUACGUCAUGAUGUUGAUGCCCUUGUGUGGCAGCCCAAGGCACACUCAGACAGUGAGGCUAACUGGAUUCACACCGGAACAUUUAAUGCUUUAGGUUAUGUCCAGGCUGCUAAAAGGGAUCGCAAGUUCUCCACAUGUGCCCCAGAUCUGUCCUAUGCUGUGAUAUGUGACAACACAAGACAUGUUUAUGUUUACCAACAACCUGUAGGGAGUGCUAAACAUGCCAAUCAACAAGUUGUAACAUUGACAACUCCUGACAAUGAAAUCCUUGGGCUCCAAGCAUCUAAUAAUAGGAUUUUUGUCUUGACUAGACAAGCCGUGCAUGUUGUGACAGUCAAGUAGAAUGCUAUGUCAAAUAUUAAGAAAUUUCAAAUUAGCUUUAUUAAUAUAAUUCACAUACUGGUAGUCUGUAUUUCCAUGAAUAAGUGCCCACACUCUAAUAAGUGCUCACCCCUCUGCCAUAAUGUCAAAAAAGAACCACACCCCCUCAAUUUUUUUAAAUAGCAAGGACACACAGAAAACCUGUUUUCCUUACCACUUAAUAACUUUUAAGCUACAACUACAGCGGGAAUCAGUAAAAGAGAAUAAUUUCUUUUAUGUUAAGUCACUUCCAGUUCUUUCUAUCAUCAUGUUAUUUAAGAGUUCCUUAAUGUGAGUUGUCUUUUUUUUCCUCUUGCGGUGCUAAUUUAAUAAGUACCCUCCUUGAAUAAAUGCCCUCCUUCCAAUGAGCACCCUCCCUUUUAGCCAAAAUUUUAAAUAAAAGCCUGGGCACUUAUUUGAGGAAAUGCACUUUUUUUAUUUGGAGUUUUUAGUUCCUUCUAUUGUUGGAGGAGACUUGUAAAAAUAGAGCCAGGUGACUUAUGACGGGAAAAUAGUUUUAAAACAAUGAAAGUGGAGAUUAACAAUGGGAAAGGUCAAAUAGUAAUUUUUGUACCAAUGGAUAUUCCAUGAGGUGGCUCUUGUUGUCCAGUGUUUCCAAAAAGAAUUGGAAAUUAGAGUGUUGGUUUUUGUGGAGAGGAAAACCAAAGAACCUGGAGAACAAACCCUCGGAGCAAAGACAAGAACCCUUGACAAACUCAAUCCACAUGUGGCACAAAGUCUGGGAAUGAAACCUGAGCUGCAGCAAUGGGAGCAGAGCACACUAUCACUACAGCACCACACCCACUUCCUGUUUCUUUGUCAAAAUUGCGCAAAAUCUUAUGACAGCAGAAUACCUUUACAAAUGAAAUGAACAAUGUCAACCUCUUUAUUUCUUGUAUCUCCAUUAAAAUUGUCUUUCCUUAAAUAAUUUUAAAAUUAUUAAAAUAUUAAAACUGUG
Messenger RNA from Pocillopora damicornis (cauliflower coral), 3374 nucleotides. RefSeq names its product nudC domain-containing protein 1. The record is from RefSeq and is a predicted model, not a curated record. Lineage: Eukaryota; Metazoa; Cnidaria; Anthozoa; Scleractinia; Pocilloporidae.